GUCGCUUUAAAGGGGGCGUUCGGUCGCAUAUUCCCAAUCUGCCAGAGUGUAAAUUGAAGAGAGGGACUCAUUUGAAGCAAAUAGCUGGCCUUGUGCGAUUGAAUCAAGAGCAACAGCGGGGCGCAAUGGGAGAGGCCGAGACGCGUCAGAAAUUGCUGCGCAAUGUGAAGAAAGAGGUGAAACAGAUCAUGGAGGAGUCAGUGACUCGGAAGUUUGUGCAUGCAGACAGCAGCCAUAUCAUAUCCUUCUGUGCUGUAGUGGAGGCAUGUGUGCUCCAUGGGCUGAAGAGGCGAGCAGCGGGCCUCCUUUGCAGUAAUAAGGUAGCAGCACUCUUCAUGAAGGUGGGGAAGAGCUUCACCCCGGCGGAGGAACUCUGUCAGAAGGUCCAGGAACUAGAGCAGCUCAUCGAGACCAACAGACAGGCUCAACUAAAUAAUGGCAGUGUUCAGAAGCAACCCGGAUUGACCAACCUCCCCCCUCAGGGCUUGAGGAACCUGUGGAUCCGCACUGCUCUCAUGGAGAAGCUUCUGGACAAGAUUGUCAUGUACCUAGUGGAGAACAGCAGUACGUUCUAUGACAGUGAGGCCAUUCUAAUGGAUCCUGUGGAUGGACCAAUCCUUGCCUCUCUGUUAGUCGGCCCCUGUGCUCUGGAGUACACUAAGGUGAAGACAGCCGACCACUUCUGGACAGACCCCUCUGCUGAUGAGCUCGUCCAGAGACACCGCAUCCACAGUGGCCACUGUCGCCAGGACUCCCCCUCCAGGCGACCUGCCCUGAUCCAGAAGAGGCAGUCCAGUGGCAGUAUGGAGGACAGGCCCAUCCUGUGGGCUCGGGAUUACGUUGAGUCCCUCCAUCAGAACAACAGGGCUACACUGCUGUUUGGCAAGAACAAUGUCCUGGUGCAGCCGAGGGAUGAUAUGGAGUCUAUCCCAGGGUACCUGUCUCUCCACCAGACUGCAGAUCUCAUGACCCUGAAAUGGACCCCCAACCAGCUCAUGAAUGGCACUGUGGCAGAUGACACUGAAAAAAGUGUUUACUGGGACUUUGCCAUGACUAUUCGCCUGGAGGAGAUUGUUUAUCUGCACUGCCAUCAGCAAGUGGACAGUGGUGGAACAGUGGUUCUGGUGAGUCAGGAUGGGAUCCAGAGGCCUCCGCUGCGGUUCCCCCGGGGAGGACACCUGCUCCAGUUCCUGACCUGCCUGGAGACAGGCCUGCUGCCACACGGACAACUCGACCCCCCUCUGUGGUCCCAGAGGGGAAAGGGAAAGGUUUUCCCUAAGUUGCGGAAGAGGAGUCCGCAGGGGUCUGUGGAGUCUGUGUCGGAUAAAGAGGAGGACGAGGCCACUGACUAUGUCUUCCGGAUCCUGCUCCCUGGUACUCCGUCAGACUUUGUGGCUCCAGAGCUGAUGGACCAGGCGGUGAACAUGUGGCACCCCACCCCCAGGAAGUCCUCCUGUUUCUCCUGCUCUCAGAACGGAUCCCCUGUUGGCUCACUAUCCAACGGCUGCAACCAGGACAGGGCUCCCCUGAAACUCCUCUGUGACACCAUGAAGUACCAGAUAAUUUCCCGUGCUUUCUAUGGCUGGCUUGCCUACUGCCGUCACCUGUCCACCGUUCGUAUCCACCUCUCUGCCCUGGUCAACCCUACCAUCAUUGACCCUAACGUGCCUCAUGAUGCCCGAGGAGGGCUGACUGUGGAUGUCUGGAGCAGCUUCCUCCAGGACUGCUCUGCGUAUGAUGAGCAUGAGCUUCUGCGGAUGGUGUACUAUGGUGGUGUGGCCCCUACAAUACGCAAGGAGGUCUGGCCAUUCCUGCUGGGACACUACCACUUCGAUAUGACCCAGAAACGUAGGCUGGAGGUGGAUAAGCAGGUGCGGGCCUACUAUGAGCAGACUAUGAAGGAGUGGCUGGGCUGUGAGGCCAUCGUCAAGCAGAGGGAGGGGGAGAAGCAUGCUGAAGCCAUAGCCAAGUGCAAUUCUGUGGAAAGACCAGGACCAGUGCAGCGAGACUCCACCAUCAGCACUGAUUCCUCACAGAGCACCAGUUCAGAGAAACAGAUUGCCCAGAGUGACUCCAGCAGUAGCACACAGGCAUUUGGGUCUGUGGAGGAGGUGGAUCCGAUAGAAUCCGAGAUGAAGCCAGGGGAAGGCAAAGAGGUGUCCAAAAUUCCAUUGAAAGACUGCCCAGAUGUGGCCAACCGAAAUAUUACCUCAGAAUUUGGAGACCCACCCAAAACAAUCUCUGUUGGCUCAGGUCUUCCAGAACAGCCCCAAAGCACAAACAACAACAGCCCUGCAACAAAACUUCCUGCAACUGAUUUAACUGUCAAAACAGUUGCCACUCAGCCAUCACCAGAGCCAUCAGAGCCCCAGGGAGCUGCAUCUAGGCCAGUGGCAGAGACCCAAGCUGGGUCAAAGCUAACCAAGGAUCUCCCUGUCUCAAGAUCAACAGAGGAACCAAAGGUCACGAUAACAGUUGAUGACAAGGCAGGGGAGGAGCGUCCUAAGGCUCCAACACAAGAGUCCAAAGCCCCAGAGAGUAAAGAGGUUGAAUGCUCUGAAUCGGUAGAAAUCAUACAAAUCCCAGAGAGGGUUAAAGAAAGCGGUUCUGACAAAGAAGACGUGAAGUCCUUAGGAAAUACUGAAACUGAAAACAAAGUUGCAGGAAAUGGGUUGUCUGAAGUUUCCACCACAAAAGACCCAAAGCUGCCUGUGAGAGCUGCGUACGCAACUGAGAAUACUGAUAUUCUCAAACUAGAAACUGAGGUUUCUAAUGUAUAUAUUCCAGCUCCACCACUAGGCGAGGCCACAGUUAAUAAAACACUAGAGAGCAAAGCCUCAGUGUCAGAACCAUCCUGUGCCACAGAGCCAUCUUUAACAGAAGGAAACAAAGCUUCAACAAUAGCAGUGGAGGCUGGUAUUGCUGAAAAAGAGGACCCAAACUUCUCUGACAUUGAAGAAAUCACAGAAUCUGAAUUACAAAAAAUUAAAACACCUCAAACCAGUGAAGCUUGUGUUUGUGAGAAAGACAUGGGUAGUACUGAAGAAAAGGUUUCAGAAAUAGCCGAAACCAAAACAUUAGACACUGUGGAGGCCAGUGUCCCUGAGAAAAGCAAUACCAAAGCUGCAGAAAUGACAGUUGCCAUAGAUUCAGAGAAACAUGCACCUUGCAUGCCAGUACUGAAGCCACCUCAGCUAGAGGCCAGGGCCAGUGUUACAGUGACAGCCCACUCUAUGCGUUCUCCUGAUACACUAGAUUCUGAUGACUCGCCCUCUGCCUUAGAGAUGGAGGACAUUCCCACGGCCUGGGCAAGACCCUUGUCCGGCCUGAUGGCUCCCCCUGCUGCCCCCUUCUUGGCCCUGGGGAGAGUUGUUUCAGGGGAACCUGUCCUGCAUGCAAGCUCCAACACCAGUCUUGAUGGAACUGAGCCAACCCUGUCUGAGGAGGAGCCUGAGAUGGAGAGUCUCUACCCCCAGUCUGACUUUUUGGUUGUGACAGGUGAACUCAAACCUGAGGUUUCACCAGUGGUAGUGUCCCCUGCAGGGACUACCUACUCUCAAGAGCAGCUGGACUUGUACUUGCUCAACCUGCAUCGCAUUGAUAAGGAUGUGAGACGCUGUGACAGAACCUACUGGUACUUCACCCCUGCUAACCUGGAGAAACUACGCAACAUAAUGUGCAGUUAUGUGUGGCAGCAUCUGGAGAUUGGCUAUGUCCAGGGCAUGUGUGAUCUGCUGGCUCCUUUACUGGUCAUUCUGGAUGACGAGGUCAUGGCUUUCAGCUGCUUCUCUGAGUUGAUGAAGAGGAUGAAUCAGAACUUCCCCCAUGGAGGGGCCAUGGACUCACACUUUGCCAACAUGCGCUCCCUCAUCCAGAUCCUUGAUUCAGAGCUCUUUGAACUGAUGCAGAUGAAUGGAGACUACACUCACUUCUACUUCUGCUACCGCUGGUUCCUGCUAGACUUCAAACGAGAGAUGUUGUAUGAUGAUGUGUUCUCCGUGUGGGAGAGCAUCUGGGCAGCCACAUAUACCUCCUCCACUCAUUUUGUCCUCUUCAUCGCUCUGGCACUGGUGGAGAUAUACCGAGACAUCAUCCUGGAGAACAACAUGGACUUCACUGACAUCAUCAAGUUCUUCAACGAAAUGGCUGAGCAUCACAACAUCCCGCAGGUCCUAACGAUGGCUCGAGACUUGGUCCUCAAAGUGCAGACUCUCAUAGAAAACAAGUGAUCCAGCAUGUGUCUUUUCCUCCCCUUUCACUCAGUGUCCAAAAUUGUGAAAAUUGUGAGAAAGUCACAAAAUUAAUGUAUUCUGAAAAUCGUAACUUGUAUUUGUAUGAAAGCUAAACCAACAAUUGACAAAAGCAGACAUAGUGGUCAGUAUUUUAAAAUCACGCUUCUCAAUCAUUAUUUUUAUUCCUGAAAUCGUCAGGUGAACCAUACUGAAGCUGUUGUCACACUACAAUAAUUGCACAAUGCAGUAUUUCUGUCUGUCCCUAAAAGCACUUUCCUAUUUUCAGGUAAUUAACAUUAUAAUCAAUAAGUUUAUGAAAAAAUGUAAUUGUUCACUUGGUGAAUGUACCAUUUUAAAAACAAAAACUCUUUGCAUAUUGCUUCAGAAUGUUUUUGUAUUUGUUUUGCCUUAAAUGUAGCUAUCUUGUGCAGGGAUAUUCUCAAUAUGAUAACCAAAUGAGAUCUUGUUUGUACAUUUCCUUCAUACACUUCCCAUCAGUUAGAACCAUUCACAGAGUAAAGGUGCAGCCAAAAAGCUUGCACCUCUCCAACAUCGCAGGAACACUUGCUGAAACCCCUGGCUGUAUCUCAAACAUAUUGUCCCCCAUGUAUUCCAGUGUUUUUGUAUUAAGUGCUUAAAUCUGUCUCUUAUCUUCUCCUUAUCGGCUAAAUGUCUGCGUGUAUUGCUGUUGUACUGUAAUGGUAACUGUACAAUUAUUUGAAACACACACACAGGCUAAUAUUUAAAAGUAUCUGUGAGUAUAACAAUGUAGCUAUACUGUGUAAUAUCAGAUAUGUACACACACGUAGGCCACUGUACAUGUGAUUUGUUGCUUGACGACAAUAGAUAAAUAUACCGACAAACAUAUGAGAAAAAUAAUCUUAUUUUUUCAAUGUAUUCUUGAAUUGUUUAUUGUUGUUAUUACUUUGCUGUGUAUUAAACAAUCAGUAUAUUUUGG
Messenger RNA from Oncorhynchus keta (chum salmon), 5190 nucleotides. RefSeq names its product small G protein signaling modulator 1b (gene sgsm1b). The record is from RefSeq and is a predicted model, not a curated record. Gene Ontology annotation, molecular function: GTPase activator activity. Bases 126 to 4229 code for a protein of 1367 amino acids. NCBI's taxonomy places the organism in Eukaryota, Metazoa, Chordata, Actinopteri, Salmoniformes, Salmonidae. Gene Ontology annotation, biological process: activation of GTPase activity. The transcript is spliced from 23 exons.